Microbotryum saponariae is the source of this 740-nucleotide messenger RNA. NCBI's taxonomy places the organism in Eukaryota, Fungi, Basidiomycota, Microbotryomycetes, Microbotryales, Microbotryaceae. The record is from the annotation of a GenBank genome assembly.
AUGAUGGCAGCUGCGCUGGCGGUGGCAGUGCAUGGUCGGAGGCGGCCACAAGCGGGACUGACCCGAUACAGUGAUUUCCAAAAACCUGUCCCAAACUUUUUACCUCGCAAGACGACCAGGACUGCCGUGGGCCCCUCUUCGAUCAAGAGCGUGCGAUCGGAGGCUUGUCACGAUCCGAGUCAAGACGAGAGGAGGGCAGUGCCCAGGUCAGCGACGGUGGUACUUGCAAUGAGUGGGAGGGGUGAACUCACGGUGGCUGAUGUUACACUACUGCCGACUUCCACCACCUACCGCCUCGGUGCUGCGUCGAUGCGCUAGUCGGUUACGGCCCAGUGGUGGAGGAGCCAUGUGAGAGGAGUUAAAUUUGGUGCUUCGCGAUCUUUGGCCCAGGGAGACGAGAACACGAACUUCAGUCAACGGUCGAUAGCAGAGUCAGUGAUUGGUGAGGCGAGAUACCGAUUAAUUCCCUCCGUCAAGCAUCGGGUGGUUCGAGUCAUCGACCUCGAGAUCUCACUUCCGAUCAUCAUGAAGUAGUCCGAAUCUCUGCUGGCGAGGGCGGUACGGUCGCCUUGAACGCGUACGCCGCCGAUGACCCCGAGUCGGGUGCUUGCCGCGAUCAGGGGGUCGGCUUCGUGCGCCGAGAUGACGACGGGAUCAGCAGCGACCCGAGCAGCUUAGUCAACAUCCACUACCCACUCGCCAAGUCGGGCGGAUUCCCUCGGAAGGCCGAGGCGUCGUAA